AUGUCCUCUUCUAGCUCAACACCCAUCACACCACGUCACAUGCUCUCCCGACCAACAUGGUCCGUCCGAUCGCUCAUACCCGAAUCCUCCUCCAACAGUCAGAAGGAUGAGAUCAUCACGCCCUCUAAGCUGCACCAUCUCCUCCGACUGUGCGCCCUGCCGCUCCCAAAGUCCCCAUCCGACGAGCAGGCCAUGAUCUCGACGCUCCAGAGCCAGCUGCACUUUGUCCGGUCCGUUCAGCGCGUCGACACCACGGGCGUGGAACCCCUGCGCGCCGUGCGCGAUGAGACGGACCAGGCCACGCGCGAGGCCACUGUCGACAUGGACAGGCUGGGGGCCCUGCUGGAAGACGAGGUGCGCGUGGGGCACUACCAGCGGCCCAGGCGGCGGGUCGUCGACACGCGGGGGAAGAGGAAUGAGGCGGAGGAUUGGGAUGCACUGUCUACGGCUUCGAGGCGGGCCGGGAGGUUCUUCGUCGUCCAGAGUAGGAACAAGGGAGAGGAGGCACCGUAA
Geosmithia morbida is the source of this 513-nucleotide messenger RNA. RefSeq lists its product as uncharacterized. Gene Ontology annotation, molecular function: glutaminyl-tRNA synthase (glutamine-hydrolyzing) activity. Bases 1 to 513 code for a protein of 170 amino acids. The record is from RefSeq and is a predicted model, not a curated record. Gene Ontology annotation, biological process: glutaminyl-tRNAGln biosynthesis via transamidation; regulation of translational fidelity. Lineage: Eukaryota; Fungi; Ascomycota; Sordariomycetes; Hypocreales; Bionectriaceae. The transcript has a single exon.